CGGGACGCUCACGCACUGCCCGCGCGCACACACGGAGUGGGUGUUACACUAUGUGAACUAUUUACAAACUGACGCUUGUGAAAUCGUGCCUUGUUUUUCCCUUUAGUUGUAUUUUGUCCUCUCCCCCACGCCGCCUACCCUGCCUCAACUCGGCUGUGCAGGAGCUCACCAUGGAGCAAGAAUUCAGGAGGACUGCAGUCAAGAAAAAGAUGAACGCUUCCCUCCCAAGACAGGAAUUGCUCUCUGAAACUGGUGGAGAAAGAACAGUUACUUUUCAAUCAAGGAAAACAGCCAGUACUGUCAACCAUUUGAAAACUUCAGCAUCAGAGCACAGGCCGAGUCUGCCGGAUAUUUCCAAACCAGUUCAGCAAAACUUCAGGAGAAAAGCAGGAAAUGAUGCUCAGAAAAUAAAUGGGAAAGCAACCCCGAGUAAAUGCACAUCAUACGCGACAAAUCCAAAGCCUCAAGUGCCUCGCAAACCUUCACUUCUUCAGAAUUCAGCAAGAAAACAAACAAUCCAAACUCCUGAAAACAAGGUAUUACACAGUCCAAGGACAGAAAUGGAGACCUUACCAUCUAGCGCGUGCAAGGAGAAAGCUGGCAAGGUGUCUGACCUCAUAAAUCGGUUUCAAGGAGGCAGUCCAGCAAGUUCUAACGAUGAGAAAAAAAUUGCUCAGAGUGGGUCACAGUCUCCCAGAAAUGCAAGAACUUCAAUUCAUUCUCAACCAAAAUGCUUGUCUGACCACCCUAUACUUCAGCGACAGAGGGCGGACACAGCAAAAUCAGAUCACGCUACAGAAUCUGCUCCAAAUACAGGGGCUCAGCCAGCAAAUGGACUGAUAACGCCACUUCCAAAAGAUUGCCAAAACAACAGCCCUGAAGCCAACAUUUGUACAACUGAUUCAGAGAUGGACAAUAAGCAACCCAACAAGAAACAAAAGGCUGCUACCUUAAAUCUACCAUCACCCACUGAUUUAUGCACAAGAGCAGAUGACCUCCAAUGUCCAAAUGGGGGAAACACUGAGGAGUCUCAUGUAGAAGCACAGAACGUUCUUAAAUCAAAUAAAAUUUUGAAUCGAGCAACCCAAGAAGAGGAAAAUAAAGUUGAAAUGCAUGUAGAGAAAAAGGAGACAAAUGAAGAGAAGCUGUAUAAAAUUGCUAAUGAGCUUCUGCUAACAGAAAAGUCCUAUGUCAGCAGACUGCAUCUCUUAGACCAGGUUUUCUGUGCUAAACUGCUAGAUGAAGCCAAUAGCAAGGGUUCCUUUCCUGCAGACGUAGUCACCAAAAUCUUCUCCAACAUUUCAUCCAUUUACACUUUCCACAAUCAGUUCUUGCUGCCGGAGCUGGAAACACGCAUGAAUCUGUGGAAUAGUACACCACAGAUAGGGGAUAUUUUGCAAAAGUUAGCCCCAUUUCUGAAGAUGUAUGGCGAAUAUGUGAAGAACUUUGAAAAAGCUAUGGCACUGCUGAAAACAUGGAUGGGCAGAUCACCGCAGUUCAAAGCUAUUGUUGAAGAAAUUCAGAAACAAGAGAUCUGUGGUUCUCUCACGAUACAACAUCACAUGUUAGAACCUGUCCAACGAAUUCCACGCUAUGAAUUACUACUCAAGGAUUAUUUGAAGAAACUACCACAGGAUUCCUUGGACAGGAAAGAUGCAGAAAAGUCCCUUGAAAUUAUUUCCACUGCAGCCACUCACUCAGAUGCUGCAAUCCGUAUGAUGGGGAAGAUGAAGAAAUUGAUCGACGUAUAUGAAAUGUUAGGAGGUGAAGAGGAAGAUAUUGUUAAUCCAGCAAAUGAACUAAUAAAAGAGGGGCAAAUCCUCAAACUGGCUGCUCGCAACACUUCUUCACAGGAAAGAUAUCUUUUCUUGUUAAACAACAUGUUGCUGUACUGUGUUCCUAAAUUCAGCUUGGUGUUCACACGAUAUUCUGUUCGUACAAAAAUCGGCAUUGAAGGCAUGAAGGUCAUUGAAACUCAUAACAAAGAUUACCCAAACACGUUCCAGGUCUCUGGAAAGGAACGAACGCUGGAGUUGCAGGCUAGCUCUGAUCAGGACAAAGAGGAAUGGAUAAAGGCUCUAAAGAACACCAUACAAGAUUUUAAUCAGAAGAAUGAAACUUUCAGAUCUGCAAUAGCCAAGGAAGGGGAGGACCAGGCUCAGGAAGUUUCGACUGCAGAACUGGGAAUGAGAGCACCAAGAUGGAUUCGAGACAACGAAGUUACUUUAUGUAUGAAAUGUAAGGAACCUUUCAAUGCACUGACUAGACGAAGACAUCAUUGCCGUGCAUGCGGAUAUGUUGUAUGUUGGAAGUGCUCUGAUUAUAAAGCAAGCCUAGCAUAUGAUGGUAACAAGCCCAGCAAAGUGUGUAAAGACUGUUAUAUCAUUAUAACAGGAAAAACUGACAAUGAGGAGAAGGAUGAUAAAAAAAAGAAAGGAAUUCUUGAGAUUGAGGCUGCUGAGGUCUCAGAAAAUUGCAUCAUCUGUGACUUUCUUCACUAUCUGGAGAAACCUGCUAAACCUUGGCAGAAAGUGUGGUGUGUGGUGCCCAAGAAUGAGGGAUUGGUUCUUUAUAUGUAUGGAGCUCCCCAGGACGUGAAGGCACUGGCCACUAUUCCACUUCUUGGCUACACGAUAGAAGACAAUCCAAAGGGUGUUGAUAUGUCUCAUGUGUUUAGACUUAAACAGUCGAGAUUCAUCCAUACUUUUGCUGCAGACUCUAAUGAUCAGAAACAACAUUGGCUGAGAAUCAUCAAUAUGGCUGCAAAAGGAGAAAUACCAACUGACAAUGACGAUGUUGGUGGUGAUGACUCCUCCACUUGGCGACUAAGCAGCCAGUCUGAGGUAGACCAAGCUAUUAACAGCUGACAUGGAGGGUUCAAAGCUACUCAGUGACAGUUUGACGCAUGAGCGAUCCUUUCCAUGCAACAAAAAAUCACUUCUUUAAACGAAAUAUGUGUUCACUGUAUCUGACUUCUUCACCCUGAACUAAUUCUGCAGCAAUCACAAACUACAUUUGUUCAACUACACUUGAAGCUAUUCACUUCAAAUCCCUCAAACAUCCAUGAAUCCCUAAAGACUGUCUAGCAUCAACUCUGUCUAGUACAAAAUAGCUGGGCAAUUAAGGCAGAUUUAAAUUGAGGUGGUCUCAUGAUGAAUUCCUUCUGUGUGGUUGAUGUUAAUCCAAGAUUUGAUAUGUAUGAAAUGUGAAGUUCUGAUUGACAUCGCAGAUAUCCAUAUCUUCCAGUUUUGUUUUAAAUCUGCUUUCAACAAAAAGAAGUACUCACCUAAGCCAUUUUAGAAAAUAUUAGUCUGUGUUUAAACAUUCUUUCUCAGUCUUCUAAAAGAUAUUGACCUUUUGUAUUAACAUUACAGAGAUUUAACAUAAUUUAUUUUUUAAAGCUGCAGUAUCCCUUCAUUGCCUAGGUCAACGUAGCAAUUAAGGAAACUCAAAGAAUUUGUGGAUAUUUACGUGCAUGGUGUGGUUUAUUUAACAGGAGCUAUUGUAAAAGUUUUUAAGAAGUUUUGAAAUGUAAAAUAAUUAAGGUGAUGGACAGAAGCCACAAUAAAUGCUGCACUACAGAAUGGCAAAAACUAUCAUCACAUAGUAUAAACAGCAGUUAAUCUUUUGAUUCCUGGAAAAUUAAGCACAAUGAGCCCCUGCCCUUGGCUGUAUGAACUGUUAAUUGAGAAUUUAUUAUUGAGCAAGUGCUGUUUUAUUGUUCAUGAUUUACUUUCUCAGUGCUAUUGGCAGUGUCCUAUAAGUAGGACAAUUAGACACUCAGUGUGAUUGGCACAUGGAGUCAUGAGAGUCACUUCAUGUAAUAUGGGAGAAAUUACAAAAAUUAAAUAAGGCAAUCAUUCAUCUCCUAUAUGGGGAGAAAAUUAUAUAUCAAUGCAAAUGUUGAUUUCAAUUUCUGUUUUAAAAAAAAGACAAAGAUAAUAGCACACUAAUACAGAGGGUAAAACGAUGGCAAACAAAUGACCCAAAUAAAUCUGAGUCUGUGUUCUAACUCCUUUCUAUCAAUUGAUGCAAAUAUGCAUAAAUUCUCAAUUUUUACUGAAGUUAUGAAAUCAAGUGACAGUUUUAAGUAUUUUAUAAUAAACCAUAAACACAAGACACUCACUCUUAUAAUGAAAGAAGAGGUUGGAAAGAAACAGGAUUUCUAGUUAUAAUGAAAUUUCAAAAUGGGUUUAUGACAUUUGUCAUGCCCUAACACAUGCAUUAUUUUCGAAGUUCAUUUAGAGAAGCUGAAAUCAUAAACAUGCAUCACAACUCUGGCAAAUUUACCUAGACCACUGAUCACUCCACUGAAUAGCAAAUUAAGUGCAGAUGGCAAGAAUUGCAAGUGUCUGAAAUUGCGUUGCACGAAUGGCAGAACAGUGGUCUGCUGUAAUUGUUGUCGGUUAGUGCCUGCUCCCUGUGCAAGUUGUGAGGUAUGAAAGGAUCAGAAGGGAUACUUCAACUUUAAUUCCAGUGUAGCAUUUGAUUUUUUUUUGUGUAGAGCUGGAUUUUUUAGAGAUUUGUUUUUUUUUCUGGACUUGCAACUAAAUGACAGCACUUUAUGGUAAUGUCAAAUAGAAGGAAUAUGAUGUGUAUUUUUGCAAGACCAGUAUGCAAAUUGCAACAUCACAGAAGUAAAUUUCCUCCAAUUGAUGACUAACAACAUCCAAAUCUGUAAAAUGAGUUUCUGGAAUUUUCCUGAUCCCCAAGUUGUCAUAAAGCAAAAAAAAAGUUUGCAAAUACUUCAUUUAAUAUUCCUUUAAAAGGAACAUUUCAGCCCUGUAACACUAUCUUCUAAACAGAAAGCACUGAAAUUUGUUAUGGUCUCCUGUUUCCUAUCACCACCAUGACAUGUUCCACCAAUACCUAUUUGCUGUUCUAAGGAAUUUCUAACAUUUGUUAAUUAUAUUUUGUCCCAGCACUCCUGCAUGCUUACCACUAUUUUGAGCCUUUUGCCUGUAUUUUUUCACCACAAUUUGCAACCGUCAGGAUUGCUCCCUAAGUAAAAAUGUUAUUCAAGACCACAAGUGUGGAUCAUCAUCAAGAUACUACUGUCAGCUACAUUUCAGCUUACAGGUAGAUGCACCAUGUCGUGAAGUUUAAACACUCCAUUAGGGACAGAAAUACAACAUAACUGGUUUUAGCUUUUAUUUCAAACAGUAAAAGGACCAUUUUACUACAAUUUUCCCUACUGAUCACUUGCAAUAAUUACCAUUCUCAUCUUCCUUGAGUCAAGAAAUGUACAUGUGCUUUUCCCUUUUAUUCCACAUUACCUCUUCUGUUGACAAGUGCCACAAAUUUUGAAACGCAUUUGCUCCAUGCUGCAGACAAUGCCUCUAAAUGGCUGCAACUCUAAUUGCAAGACUUGCUUUUGUACAUUUUUUGUUUCAAAUGCUAUUCUGUCAUCUUUGUAAAGUUAGCUGGUCAUGAUCCUGCUUAAGCUAUAUUUGCAAUUGAACAUUUUAGUACAUGUUGACUGCAUCUUAAUUUAUAGGCAAAUUGAAAAUGAUUUGCAGGGUUUGUUAAUAUUGUCAAUCACUGGCACAAGAAAAUUAUGUAUAUACAUUUUGGUUUUAAAUUUCCGAUCAGUACAAUAUUAAAACUGAAUUAUUACAUGCACACUAUAUUAUAGAAUUGUUUAAAAUUUGUUAUUCCUAAUAGAACUAUAUGCCACCUUGCAUAUUUCCUGUGACAGCCAGGUAAAUGGAACCCAGAGAUCUCUGUCUGUGAUUAAUUCAUUGACUGUCAUUAAGUGAUAAGAGCUUAUUUAUUUGUUCUGUUUCUCCCUCAUCUCUGAGGAGAAAUGCCUCAGACUCACCUAAUGAUGAUCAAACUUGCCUAAACAAGAGUUUGAAAAACAACUUGCCAAGUGUUUGAACUGGCUACCUCGAUCUUGAGAGUCAAGUGCCUUCAAAACUUGGAUCCUUGUGUUAGUGAAGAUUUUUACGCCAUCUCCAAUAAUUCAUAGUUGCAAAUACAUGGCGUGCUGUUAAAAAUUUAAGACAUAUCUAGUGCAAAUUUAACAUUUCAAUAUCAAAAGUUCAUAUAUGCUAAAUCAGAUAAUGGUAGGAAAUUGACUAGAUUGGCUACCAAACACAAUGAAAGAUGGAUGUUCAUUUGGUUUCAACCAGGAAGUCAAAGAUAAAUUGGAAAUUGUUAAUUUUCUCAGUGCCACUUACCUUUGCUUCAAAUGUGGAGGUUUUACAUUUUCAAAGUGUAUGUUGAAUACAUGAACUCGUAAAUGUCUAUGCUUGCAAAAUUUCUCACAACCUACCUCUAAUACCACGUACAACUGGAACAGUACUUUGUUCUGUCGAAAUGGAGUUUGAGUGUAGAAACUUUGCAAAAAGUCUCAGCAGAAUUGAGAAAUUCGUUUAAGGAACUUAAGUACAAUUUGCUGUUCAGAUGUCCCAUCAUUUAUCAAAUGUAAUGUACAUAUAAAUGAAAUCAACUAAGCUAUGUUCUUUGAAAUUCUGCUAUUGUUUUCCAAAAAUGUCUUUAAUUCAAUCAUUCACUCACUUACAGAGCUUUACUUGAGUUACUCAUUUAGUACUGUUAAUGAAAAGCAGUGAAGUCAAAUGUAAAUGAAGGUGGCUGUAUAAUUAAAGAGAUUGGCUGUGCCAAAAUAUUCAAAGCUCUUUUUAUAGUAACGUUGCUAUUCAUAACAUUUACGAACAUUUCCCAUCUAGAACAAUGCUGUAAUCAUACACUGCCCUUUUCGA
Stegostoma tigrinum is the source of this 6725-nucleotide messenger RNA. It is a transcript of the gene fgd4a, whose product is annotated as FYVE, RhoGEF and PH domain containing 4a. The record is from RefSeq and is a predicted model, not a curated record. Gene Ontology annotation, cellular component: cytoplasm. Lineage: Eukaryota; Metazoa; Chordata; Chondrichthyes; Orectolobiformes; Stegostomatidae. The transcript is spliced from 19 exons. Gene Ontology annotation, biological process: filopodium assembly; cytoskeleton organization. The coding region runs from base 171 to 2867 and encodes 898 amino acids. Gene Ontology annotation, molecular function: metal ion binding; guanyl-nucleotide exchange factor activity.